Cercocebus atys (sooty mangabey) is the source of this 1508-nucleotide messenger RNA. RefSeq names its product steroid 21-hydroxylase (gene CYP21A2). Gene Ontology annotation, cellular component: cytoplasm; intracellular membrane-bounded organelle. Gene Ontology annotation, biological process: xenobiotic metabolic process. NCBI's taxonomy places the organism in Eukaryota, Metazoa, Chordata, Mammalia, Primates, Cercopithecidae. The record is from RefSeq and is a predicted model, not a curated record. Gene Ontology annotation, molecular function: oxidoreductase activity, acting on paired donors, with incorporation or reduction of molecular oxygen, reduced flavin or flavoprotein as one donor, and incorporation of one atom of oxygen; iron ion binding; heme binding.
AUGGAAGCCGUGGUGGAGGCAGGCUGGAACCAAGGAGUCUGGAGCAGCGGCCUCCCUUUCCGGCAGGAGGACAAAUUAGUGGCCUUGGCCUAUUAAUGUAUCCAGGAGGUGUUAAAAACCUGGAGCCACUGGUCCAUCCAAAUUGUGGACGUGAUUCCCUUUCUCAGGUUCUUCCCCAAUCCAGGUCUCCGGAGACUGAAGCAGGCCAUUGAGAAGAGGGACCACAUCGUGGAGAAGCAGCUGAGGCAGCACAAGGAGAGCUUGGUGGCAGGCCAGUGGAGGGACAUGAUGGACUACAUGCUCCAGGUGGUGGCGCAGCCGAGCAUGGAGGAGGGCUCUGGACAGCUCCUGGAAGGUCACGUGCACAUGGCUGCAGUGGACCUCCUCAUCGGUGGCACUGAGACCACCGCAAACACUCUCUCCUGGGCUGUGGUUUUUUUACUUCACCACCCUGAGAUUCAGCAGCGACUGCAGGAGGAGCUAGACCACCAACUGGGCCCCGGUGCCUCCAGCUCCCGGGUCCCCUACAAGGACCGUGCACGGCUGCCCUUGCUCAAUGCCACCAUUGCCGAGGUGCUGCGCCUGCGGCCCGUUGUGCCCCUGGCCCUGCCCCACCGCACCACACGGCCCAGCAGCAUCUCCGGCUAUGACAUUCCUGAGGGCACAGUCAUCAUCCCGAACCUCCAAGGCGCCCACCUGGAUGAGAUGGUCUGGGAGAGGCCACAUGAGUUCUGGCCUGAUCGCUUCCUGGAGCCAGGCAAGACCUCAAGAGCGCUGGCCUUCGGCUGCGGGGCGCGUGUGUGCCUGGGAGAGCCCUUGGCGCGCCUGGAGCUCUUCGUGGUGCUGACCCGACUGCUGCAGGCCUUCACGCUGCUGCCCCCGGGGGACGCCCUGCCCUCCCUGCAGCCCCUGCCCCACUGCAGUGUCAUCCUCAAGAUGCAGCCUUUCCAAGUGCGGCUGCAGCCCCGGGGGUUGGGGGCCCACAGCCUGAGCCAAAGCCAGUGACGGGGCAGGACCGAUGCCAGCCGGGUGCCUCAGUUUCUCCUUUAUUGCUCCCAUACGAACCCCUCCCCCCACUGUAAACAUAGUGCUGCGAGAUCGCUGGCGGAGAAGGCUUCCUCCACCAGCCGGGUGGUGAAGGCCCCUGGCUCUUCUCUCGGGGCGACCCCUCAGUGCUCGGCAGUCAUACUGGGGUGCGAGAGAGGUGGGCAGCAGCUCAGCCUCCCCCGGCUGGGGAGCGAAAGUUUCUUGGUCUCAGUUUCAUCUCCGUGAAGGGCACCGAGAACUCGAAGCCCUUCCAGUGGUACCAGCUCACUCCCUGGGAAAGGGGUUGUCAAGAGAGUCAAAGCCGGAUGUCCCAUCUGCUUCUCCCGUUUCCCUUAAGGAGGUGGCUCCGAGCACUCAACCAACCUCCCCACACAGCUCCCCUCCUGAUCCUCCACCACAGAGGACUGAGGCUUAAUCCUGAGCUGGCCCUUUCCACCCAAUAAAUCACCUCCAGCUCCCUC